Prunus armeniaca (apricot) is the source of this 774-nucleotide messenger RNA. The record is from the annotation of a GenBank genome assembly. NCBI's taxonomy places the organism in Eukaryota, Viridiplantae, Streptophyta, Magnoliopsida, Rosales, Rosaceae.
AUGACCAAAAUACCCUAUCCCAAGGGUAGUUUCUUGAAGCAGUUGUUGGACGCUAGGUACAUCCAACCGUCCAAGGCCCCUUAUGGUGCCCCAGUUCUUUUUCAGAAGAAGAGAGAAGGGACACUGAGAUUGUGCAUUGACUACAGGGCGCUAAACAAGGUGACCAUCAAAAACAAGUAUCCAAUCCCUUUGAUUGCAGAUUUGUUUGAUCAGUUGGGAGGAGCUAGGUACUUCACCAAGUUGGACCUGCACUCAGGAUACUAUCAAGUGAGGAUCGCACCGGGAGAUGAACCAAAGACUGCAUGUGUGACGAGAUAUGGGUCUUACGAGUUCCUUGUCAUGCCGUUCGGCUUGACUAACGCCCCUGCAACCUUUUGCACUCUUAUGAACAAGGUAUUCCAUCCUUUCUUGAACAAGUUUGUUGUGGUUUACAUCGAUGAUAUUGUGGUGUACAGCAAUUCCCAAGAGGAGCAUCUUGAGCACUUGCAGAAAGUCUUCCAAGUUCUGAGGGAGAACAAGCUAUAUGUGAAGAGGGAGAAGUGUUCGUUUGUCCAAGAAGAGAUAGAGUUCCUUGGUCACAAGAUACGGGGAGGACAAUUGCUCAUGGAGGAGGGCAAGGUGCAAGCCAUUCAAGAAUGGGAGCCACCAACCAAGGUACCUAAGUUGCGGUCUUUCCUUGGGUUGGUCAACUACUAUCGCAGGUUCAUCAAGGGAUAUUCAGCCAUUGCCGCCCCCUUGAUGGAUUUGCUUAAGAAGAACAAGGCGUGGGAGUGA